Molecule: messenger RNA, 207 nt
Organism: Rodentolepis nana
Lineage: Eukaryota; Metazoa; Platyhelminthes; Cestoda; Cyclophyllidea; Hymenolepididae
Source: the annotation of a GenBank genome assembly
ACACAGCCUGGAAGUCCAGCUGAAGGUCAAUUGCAUUGUGGUGAUGAGAUUCGUGGAAUCAACGGACAAGAUACUCGAACACUGAGUCAUUCACAGGCCACCGAAAGUAUCAAGGCAGCAGGGAAGGACCUCAAACUUAUCAUUUCCAAAUCAAUUGACAACAACUUCUCCAAUCUUAAAAUGAACCACCAAAAUUCCAUUCGCUGA